Messenger RNA from Peromyscus eremicus (cactus mouse), 4790 nucleotides. It is a transcript of the gene Kcnt1, whose product is annotated as potassium sodium-activated channel subfamily T member 1. The coding region runs from base 107 to 3973 and encodes 1288 amino acids. The transcript has 32 exons. Gene Ontology annotation, biological process: potassium ion transport. The record is from RefSeq and is a predicted model, not a curated record. Gene Ontology annotation, molecular function: intracellular sodium-activated potassium channel activity. Gene Ontology annotation, cellular component: membrane. Lineage: Eukaryota; Metazoa; Chordata; Mammalia; Rodentia; Cricetidae.
GUUGCUAUUACUUCUGGUAGGCGGCAGGUAGGACAGCUGUAUACUGGAACUGCGUCCUCCUUGAGGCAUCCAGGUUGGAAUAAGAGCCUGGGGCCGACCUUGGUGCAUGGGGAGCCAAGACGACGCGCUCCCCACCCCGGACCAUUCCACUGUGCUGCGCGUUGAGGGUGAGGAGCGCGCGGUGGUUGCGCCCGGCGCCGCCCCCGCCACAGCCACCCGCGCCAAGCGCUCCCGCAGGAUGGCGCGGGCCAAGCUGCCGCGCUCGCCGUCCGAGGGCAAGGCGGGUCCGGGGAACACCCCAGCCGGCGCUGCAGCCCCCGAGGAGCCGCAUGGGCUCAGCCCUCUGCUGCCGGCCCGUGGAGGGGGCUCCGUAGGCAGCGACGUGGGCCAGAGGCUUCAUGUGGAAGAUUUCAGCCUGGACUCUUCCCUCUCUCAGGUCCAGGUGGAAUUCUAUGUCAACGAGAACACCUGCAAAGAACGACUCAAGCUUUUCUUCAUCAAAAACCAAAGAUCCAGCCUGAGGAUCCGGCUGUUCAACUUCUCCCUCAAGCUCCUCACCUGCCUGCUGUAUAUUGUCCGCGUCCUGCUCGACAACCCAGACCAGGGCAUCGGAUGCUGGGGCUGCACGAAGUAUAACUACACUUUCAAUGGCUCAUCCUCCGAGUUCCACUGGGCACCCAUCCUGUGGGUGGAGAGGAAGAUGGCUCUGUGGGUGAUCCAGGUCAUUGUGGCCACAAUAAGCUUCUUAGAGACAUGGCUCCUCAUUUACCUCAGCUACAAAGGCAACAUCUGGGAGCAGAUCUUCCACGUUUCUUUCGUCCUGGAGAUGAUCAACACGCUGCCCUUCAUCAUCACGGUCUUCUGGCCACCUCUUCGGAACCUGUUCAUCCCCGUGUUUCUCAACUGCUGGCUGGCCAAGCACGCGCUGGAGAACAUGAUCAACGACUUCCACCGUGCCAUCCUGCGCACACAGUCUGCCAUGUUCAACCAGGUGCUCAUCCUCUUCUGUACACUGCUGUGCCUCGUCUUCACGGGGACCUGUGGGAUCCAGCACCUGGAGCGGGCAGGUGGGAACUUGAACCUGCGGACAUCCUUCUACUUCUGCAUCGUCACUUUCUCAACUGUGGGCUUUGGUGAUGUGACACCCAAGAUCUGGCCCUCCCAGCUCCUGGUGGUCAUCCUGAUCUGUGUGACCCUUGUGGUGCUCCCACUGCAGUUUGAAGAGCUUGUCUACCUCUGGAUGGAGAGACAGAAGUCAGGGGGUAACUACAGCCGCCACCGAGCACAGACAGAAAAGCAUGUGGUCCUGUGCGUGAGCUCCCUCAAGAUUGACCUCCUCAUGGAUUUCCUGAAUGAGUUCUAUGCCCACCCCCGGCUCCAGGACUACUACGUGGUCAUCCUGUGUCCCUCCGAAAUGGAUGUCCAGGUGCGCAGGGUACUGCAGAUUCCCCUGUGGUCCCAGCGAGUCAUCUACCUCCAGGGCUCUGCCCUCAAGGACCAGGACCUCAUGCGAGCCAAGAUGGACAACGGCGAGGCCUGCUUUAUCCUCAGCAGCAGGAAUGAGGUGGACCGUACUGCUGCGGAUCACCAGACCAUCCUUCGAGCCUGGGCUGUGAAGGACUUUGCCCCCAACUGUCCCCUCUACGUCCAGAUUCUCAAGCCUGAAAACAAGUUCCACGUCAAAUUUGCUGACCACGUGGUAUGCGAGGAGGAGUGCAAGUACGCCAUGCUGGCCCUGAACUGCAUCUGCCCGGCCACCUCCACCCUCAUCACCCUGCUGGUGCACACAUCCCGUGGCCAGGAAGGACAGGAGUCUCCAGAGCAGUGGCAGCGCAUGUAUGGGCGCUGCUCGGGCAACGAAGUGUACCACAUUCGCAUGGGUGACAGCAAGUUCUUCCGGGAGUAUGAGGGCAAGAGCUUCACCUACGCAGCCUUCCACGCACACAAGAAGUAUGGUGUGUGCCUCAUUGGGCUGAAGCGUGAGGAGAACAAGAGCAUCCUGCUGAACCCGGGGCCACGGCACAUCCUGGCGGCCUCCGACACCUGCUUCUAUAUCAACAUCACCAAGGAGGAGAACUCAGCCUUCAUCUUCAAGCAGGAGGAGAAGCAGAAGAGGCGAGGUCUUGCAGGGCAGGCGCUGUACGAGGGACCAUCCCGGCUGCCAGUGCACAGCAUCAUUGCCUCUAUGGGGACAGUGGCCAUGGACCUGCAGAACACGGAUUGCCGGCCCUCCCAGGGUGGGAGUGGUGGCGGCGGCGGCGGCGGCGGCAGCGGCAAGCUGGCUCUGCCCACGGAGAAUGGCUCUGGCAGUCGGCGCCCCAGCAUCGCCCCCGUUCUGGAGGUGGCAGACGGCUCAGCCCUGUUGCCCUGCGACCUGCUGAGUGACCAGUCAGAGGAUGAGGUGACGCCCUCGGAGGACGAGGGGCUCUCUGUGGUUGAGUAUGUGAAGGGCUACCCCCCCAACUCGCCCUACAUUGGCAGCUCCCCGACCUUAUGCCACCUCCUGCCUGUGAAAGCUCCCUUCUGCUGCCUGAGGCUGGACAAGGGCUGCAAACACAACAGCUACGAAGAUGCCAAGGCCUACGGGUUCAAGAACAAGCUGAUCAUCGUCUCCGCUGAGACAGCCGGCAACGGGCUCUACAACUUCAUCGUGCCUCUGCGCGCCUACUACCGGUCCCGCCGGGAGCUCAACCCCAUCGUGCUGCUGCUUGACAACAAGCCUGACCACCACUUCCUGGAGGCCAUCUGCUGCUUCCCCAUGGUCUACUACAUGGAGGGCUCUGUGGACAAUCUGGACAGCCUGUUGCAGUGCGGCAUCAUCUAUGCUGACAACCUGGUGGUGGUGGACAAGGAGAGCACCAUGAGUGCUGAAGAGGACUACAUGGCAGAUGCCAAGACCAUUGUCAAUGUGCAGACCAUGUUUCGGCUCUUCCCCAGCCUCAGCAUCACCACAGAGCUCACCCACCCUUCCAACAUGCGGUUCAUGCAGUUCCGUGCCAAGGACAGCUACUCGCUGGCUCUUUCCAAACUGGAAAAGCGAGAACGGGAAAAUGGCUCCAACCUGGCCUUCAUGUUCCGCCUCCCAUUUGCUGCUGGCCGAGUGUUUAGCAUCAGCAUGUUGGAUACGCUUCUCUACCAGUCCUUCGUGAAGGACUACAUGAUCACCAUCACCAGGCUGCUGUUGGGCCUUGACACGACACCAGGCUCCGGUUACCUCUGUGCCAUGAAGGUAACUGAGGCCGACCUGUGGAUCCGUACUUAUGGCCGCCUCUUCCAGAAACUCUGCUCCUCCAGUGCAGAGAUCCCCAUCGGCAUCUACAGGACCGAGUGCCACGUCUUCUCCUCUGAGCCCCAUGACCUCAGAGCCCAGUCCCAGAUCUCGGUGAACAUGGAGGACUGCGAGGACACUCGGGAGGCCAAGGGGUCCUGGGGCACACGGGCUGCCUCUGGCAGUGGCAGCACCCAUGGCCGCCACGGGGGCAGUGCUGACCCAGCAGAGCACCCACUCCUGCGCCGCAAGAGCCUGCAGUGGGCCCGCAAGCUGAGUCGGAAGAGCAGCAAGCAGGCGGGCAAGGCGCCUGCAGCCACAGAGUGGAUCACCCAGCAGCGGCUCAGCCUCUACCGACGCUCAGAACGCCAGGAGCUCUCAGAGCUGGUCAAGAACCGGAUGAAACACCUGGGGCUGCCCACCACUGGCUAUGAGGACGUAGCAAAUUUAACAGCCAGUGAUGUGAUGAAUCGGGUAAACCUGGGAUAUUUGCAAGACGAGAUGAACGACCAUCACCAGAACACUCUUUCCUACGUACUCAUCAAUCCCCCACCAGACACGAGGCUGGAGCCCAACGACAUUGUGUACCUCAUCCGCUCUGAUCCCCUGGCCCACGUGGGCAGCAGCUCCCAGAGUCGGAAGAGCAGCUGCAGCAACAAGCUCUCAUCCUGUAAUCCUGCGACCCGGGAUGAGACACAGCUCUGAGCAGCCAAGAAGCCCGUGCUGGGACCGAUAGGCAGACACAGAAGAACACGGAGGGGGAAUUGUCACACGCUGGCAUGGCCCAAGCAGGCUGCACUACAACUAUACAGUGGCUCUAAGAUUUGCCCCCAGAAAGGACAUCCUCUCAGUGGGGCCAGUCAUGAGACCACUGGACCACCUGGAAGCUGGCAGGAGGCACUUUUUAACCUAUUUUUACAAAUAUGUAUGAUUUGCAUCUCUUUGCAUAGCUGUACCACAACUCGUGACUUGGGUCUGGCCAAGUGUGAGGCUGGCAGCAGAGAAGUGACAGAGCAGGGACUGGACACUGCCCUGGGUUCCACUGUCUUACAUGGCUUCCCUCAGUAAUUUCUGAAGGGGUGCUGGGGUGUGUGGGAAAAGCAAAGACCUAGAACUGGGGAGUCGCCCUGCAUGGAGGCCAGCUGUGUUCUCUAGCCAUCCAACGCCUGUUCUGAUCAGAGCUUCUGCAUGGCUCUGAGACUACACCAGGGCCUGUGAGCUGCCUCUCCCCAGACCAGGCAAGGGGCCAACCAGUGAAGGCACCAUGCCCUUUAAGAGGAGAACAGAGGAGGGGCUUGUCAGGAGGCCUCAUCCUGAGCCUGAGCUCUGCAGCCCCUGCAUGGAGUGGGGCAGGGGCCACCAGUGUAUCCUCAAGGAGUCCUGCAGUCAGCUAUGGCUAUGGAGGGAGUCCUGCGGCCAUGGCUAUGGAGCCCUGUGACUGUGGCUAUGGAGCCCUGCGGCUGUGGCUAUGGAGGGAGUUCUGUGGCUGUGGCCAUGGAGGGAGACCCGCGGCCGUGGCCUA